AUGUUGCAGCACCCUGGUCCAGUGGAAGGUGUUCAGUCCACCCGAUCAGUUCUGGACUGGAAGCGAUGGCCCUCAAGUCCACCAUUGACCUCACCUGCAAUAAAAACAUCUCCAGCUUUGAUUGUACUAACAAUUGGUGAUGUAUGUUGCAGCACCCUGGUCCAGUGGAAGGUGUUCAGGCAAGCACUGAACGAAGUCCACCCGAUCAGUUCUGGACUGGAAGCGAUGGCCCUCAAGUCCACCAUUGACCUCACCUGCAAUGACUACAUCUCCAACUUUGAGUUUGAUGUUUUUACAAGAUUGUUCCAACCGUGGACGUCGCUGCUCCGUAACUGGCAGAUCCUGGCCGUCACUCAUCCUGGCUACGUGGCCUUCCUCACCUACGAUGAGGUCAAGGCCAGGCUGCAAAAGUACAUCAACAAGCCAGGGAGCUAUGUGUUCCGGCUGAGUUGCACUCGUCUUGGUCAGUGGGCCAUCGGAUACGUCACCGGGGACGGAGACAUCCUCCAGACCAUCCCGCAGAAUAAGUCGCUCUGUCAGGCACUCCUGGAUGGCUACAGGGAGGGAUUCUACUUGUUCCCUGAUGGCCGCAACGUGAACCCUGACUUGUCGUGGGCAGUUCAGCCAACUCCGGAGGACCACAUCAAAGUAACACAGGAGCAGUACGAGCUCUACUGCGAGAUGGGCUCAACGUUCCAGCUGUGCAAGAUCUGUGCAGAGAACGACAAGGACAUAAGGAUAGAACCGUGCGGACACCUGCUGUGUACACCAUGUCUCACGUCGUGGCAGGUAGACUCGGAGGGCCAGGGCUGUCCGUUCUGCCGGGCGGAAAUCAAGGGAACGGAGCAGAUCGUGGUGGACCCGUUCGACCCGAAGCGACAGCACAAGGCGGGGGCCCUCGUGGACAUGGACGACGACGAGGAGGAUCUGAACAACUGGAGUUGCAACAACAGCUGUUUGCAAGCUCUUGCUUUGUCACCCCGUUGUGAAACAGCUGACAGCAGGGGGGGAAGAAGUCCAAUGAUAUCGCCAGGGACGUCUCCACAACUCCUACGGAGAGGGACGGCGCCACCUCCACCUCUGCCACCUCGUAGAGCUUCCCCUAUUCUGGGCAAUUCUGCCAACUCUCUCAGUUGUAACCAGUUAACAGUUCCUAAUGAAGAAGCUCCGCCUCCACCUCGCAAUUCUCCAUCACCAGCGGAGCAUGUCUCGGGUCCAGAACCGCCAGAGCCUCCGCCAUCUGCCCCACCUCCACCUUCCACCACCCCCAUUGCCAAUGGGCUACCCGAGUCGAGAUACGAUAUGUUGCAGCCCAAUCGUAACCACCUGCGCCACCAGUCGUGUCCCACUAUCCCCACCACCAGUGCCACCACUAUGACUACCCUCCCCUCUAAGUCCAGCACUACACACCAGUUCCCCACUGACCUCCCCUCUGCCCCUCCACUCCCCAGUGACACUAUCCAUUACGCUGAACUCGCCAACAUCUCCGAGGAGCCAAGUUACGAGAACACAAUCAUCCUGCCAGGGAACAUCACUGUCAUCAAACCGAUCUAUAGUUCAACGACAGCGGUAGAGAUGCCGACCGUCACGCCGCACAUUAAGACAGUCCCUCCAGAAACCAGGCUGAGCCUGGAACUGACUACUAGUGUUCACCCAAGCCCCUCCCGAGCAUCUUCGGUGGACUCACAAUGUUCCUCGACCAGCAGUCACAGCCAUGCUCCCUCCCAGCAUUCUCCUGUUCCCGCUUACGAAAACCUCAACAUGGACCACAUUGCCAAACUCACAUCACAAGGUUACUCUCAAGAAGCAGUUAUCCGAGCCCUAGGAAUCACUCGGAACGACUUGGACAUGGCUUGGGACAUCCUAAACGAAUUCGCCACCAAACAGACAUGAUAAGAGCUUUUUUAUAAGACCAGUUAUCACAGGGUUACAUAAGUUUUGCUUUGUACUGAUAGUGGCUUGUACAUACAUCGCAUGUCUUACUUCAGUUAGGGUGAAACUCUACGACCAAGCAAGUAAUUUAAAUAUUUAUUUAUUAAUAAUUUUUUAUAGUUUAAUAUUUAACUCCUUACUAUGCAAACUAUGUCAUAUUUUUCUACACGUUCUAGUCGUAUUCUUAACUUAUUUAUUUUCAAUAAAUGUUACCUCGUUAUAUUUUUGUACAAAAUCUCCUAUCAUCGUAUUGUAUAAUAGGGCUACGAAUGUACAAAUGAAAAUUGGUUAUCGACGAAGUUGUUAUUUAAUUGCCAUUAGAAAGUAGUUGAACACAUCUACAAUCAUUGUUGUUAUUUAUGUUUACAUUUUAAUAAUUACGUAAAUCGACAAAAGCGCCUGCCACUUACUUGUUGAGUCCACUACUUUUGUAUUUGCACUUAGUAGGUAAUUCUAGUAAGUCUACCGAUAUAGGCUAAGUAGGUUAAAAUAUUCCUGCACUGAUAAAAAAUCUCAUUGUAGUCUUUGGAUCGUAAUCGUUAACAAGAUUGCACAUGUACCUUUUAUUAUUUUUUAACAUUAAGUAACCUUGGGUUGGUAGCGGCCAAGUAUCAUAAGAUAGUUUCAAGAGAUUAUCUUAUGGUACGGCCAUUGUAAGUGAUGCCUACCUUGUAAACGUAUGACUGAAAUAUUAAAUUUAAUCGUCUAUUUUUCACAAAGUAGAAUGUUAAAUGUGAUUUAAAGAAUCCUAAUAACUAUCCAUUUGUGUAUAAAAUAUAAUUUGAGAAAUAAUUUAACAUUAUUUUAAUUGUCUUUAUAUUAGUCUUAAUUUAAUAUUUGCAUUGGACUUGAUAAAUUUAAUCUUAUUCAUGGUGUAUUAGAACUGUCAUACUAUUUAAUUUUUUUUUAACUUACUCAAUGUAACACCAAUUUAUGUGAUAAUUCUUGUAUAAAAAUCAUUUUAUUUUAGCUUUACAGUUAACAUUUAGUGAAAUUCUCUUGUAAGUAUAUCAGUGAAAUCUGAUAAACUUUGAAAUUGCUGGAUCUGGAUGGAAGGCUACAUUCUCAAUUACAUACUUAGACUGCAGAAAGAAGCAAUAUGAAUUGAAGCAUACUUAAAAAUAACGAUUCAAAUCAGAUAUUUGAAAUUUUUAAAUAUCACUUAAUUAUUAAAAACAUUUUCUAUCACUAAUCAUAAAAGUAAAAUUUAUAAUUCUUGUGUUUGUAUACUGAUUUUAUUUUUAACCAAGAGAAUUAAUUAUACAUUUUAAUACACUUUUUUUAAAGACAACUAUUAGGAAUAAAACACUAAUGAGUUUGUUUCAUUGCUAUUUUGUUACCAGUCACAUUUAUAAAGGAGAAUUAAACAUUUGUACAGAAAAUUUUAUUAUGAUUUCAAUAAACUGUUCAAACAGAAAAGAGCUCCAAAUCUAUUUAACUCAACUAGUCAUACCUGUUAUUCAAAUUCUUUAUUGACACACCUUCAAAAAAAUUAACAGUGUCAAUUGCAUACAUGUUAUAUAACACUUCUUAUUCACAGUGUGACUCAGAAAGGGAGAUCUUGAGAUGAUCACCCCUCAAGUUGCUCUUACCUCCUUGUCACUUGAUUUCAAUUUAAAACAGCAAGUAAAUCAUAGGGACUUGAUUUAUUUAUGAAUUAUUUUGUUGUUUAUUGUUUCAAUUUUACUAUAAGGUCUGAUAAUAUAUGUUCAUCUCUCUGUUGCUGACAAUCCUGCUUAAAAGACAAGUAUAAAAAAAAAAGAUCAACUAUCAAAAUCUGUAGAACUUUUUAAAGAUCGAUACGAGUAUUAAGAGAGAAUCAGCUGCCGAUUUGAGACUCUGCUUUUAACAUUGGGAUAAAGUUUAAAACUGUGUUAUAAGCAGGAACUUGCCUCAAAAUUGACAAAUGCUUCACUGCAGAAACGGAGGUUCUACUGUCUAAAUGCCAAUGAAUUAGUACGAUUAUCUUUUAAUAAUAAUGGUUUAUAAUUAGUAUCCAAUGUAGGGUUUCUUAUGCGAAAAUCUAUAAUAAAACAUUUAUGGGUUAGUAACGAGUUCCUAUUUAUAACACAGCGAUAACCCCAUGACGCCCACCUUUAACCCCAUGAUAAAAGCAGAGCCUCAGAUGCAUGGUUGGCAGCUAAGUAGCGUUCUCUCUUAAAAAUACACCAAUAGAACCUUCACUUAGUAGUUAUAAUCUCAUUACUUUCAAAAUUUUCAUCCCAUUUUACUUUAUAAAAUAUCAUUUGCAGUGAUGUAAAUGUUCAGUUACUUAGUUCCUUUUGGUAAUACAGUAACUAGAGUGUUGUUAUUUCUAGUUUUUCCCUUGUUUUAAAACAUAUUUUUUAAGUUAUCCUUUCUUAACAAAAAUUUGAGCAACAAUAACUGUAUUACCUCUUCUGUGAACAGAACCACUAAAUGAAAUAUACUAUCUCGUAAGGGUUGUAAAUUUUUGCUAGAAUCUAAAAUUAAAUGUACUAAUUAAAUUCAUUUGUUGUUGUUUUAAUUUUAGAGAGUUAGUGAUCAUGAUUCAAAUAUUUUAUUAGAAAUUUAACUUUGAUCAAGUUCCCCUGUUAAAAUGAAAAGUGCAUGACAAAGCUAGGAAACUUUCCAAUUAGAUUAAGAUUUUUCUAAAAAUAUUUGCUAAUAAAAUACUUAAAAAUAAAAAUUUGGAUUUUUAGCAAUACAGGUACACAAUAAUAUAUAAAUCAAUUAUGUAUAAUAUAUUGUAUUCAAAUUAAAACAUAAUUUCAAAAAUUAGAUAUCAAAUCAUAGAUUUUCCCGAUUUUAAGCGCGAGAUUAAAACUCAAUUUUUCUUAUAUUAUCCCUGAAAUGAUAAUUUGAUUUGGGUGAAUCUUACAUCCAUCAUGUCCUUAGACCUAUCAAGUAAUUUACUAACAAAUUAAAAAUUAGUCUUAUUUUCUGAUUAGUUAUUGAAGUCAGGUACGACAAUGACUUUGUGAAAACAUUAACUAAUUAAUACUGUAGUAUAUUGUUUUUGCAUAAGCAUUGCCAUUAAAUUAUGGUCGAGAAUCUCCUUUUGGUCAACAUUUGUUCUAAACCUAUGACAUUACAAAAAUAGAUCUUUAAUAAUAAUAAUAUCUAAUACUAAUUGUCGCAAAAUGACUUCUUAAUAUUAAAAAUUCAAUCUUAUUUUUGAUUUUUUAAAUGUUACAGUAUGCCAACCAUCGUAUAUAUUUACAUAUUAUUGAAUUGCUUUCACAAUGAUUAUAAUAUUGAAUCAUUUCAAAUUUCUUUUAAUUAUUAGCUCACAGUAUUUUACUCACAAAUAGUAAUUUGAAAAAUGUUAUGAAUAUGAAGCAAUAGCUUUGAAAGAACUAAACAGCAUUUCUUCGAUUUCAAUAAUAGUAUUUAUUUGAUUAUUUUAUAUCUAUACAAGUGUGUGGUAUGUUUACAAGUUUCAAACUGAAGCAGUGCUGGUCUAGCUUAAUUCCAUUAUGUUUAUACCUCUAUUUAUUUUAUUUAUUAACCACUUUAAGCUUAUAAAAUGUCUUAAAAUACUCUAUAUUUAGGUUACAAGAUGCUGGAUUUUUAUCGUUUAUCUACUGGUAUAAAAUUUAAUUACAUAUUAGUAACGGUAACUUUUGUCACUUAUAUAAGUUGUUAUAUUAUUAACCUAUUUUACAGACAUAACUUUAUAUUAACGGCUUCAAUGCAAAUUUGUGUCAUUCAAUAAUUUAUUUACUUUGUGCAAUAUUUAUGUCCUUUAUAGCUAUUCAAUGUAUUGUUGUUAUAACUUACUCGUUAUUAAUAUUUUAUGUAUAACAAUUAUUUUUUAAUUAUUAUAUUCUUAAAAUCCAGUCUUUACACACUUACGUUUCAAAAAGUAAUACAAUAGAUGUAAGUCAAAGAUUGUUUUAUUUAAGUGGUUUGUAAUUGAUUCUUUACAAAUACCUCAACUUUGUAAAUAAAUGUUAAAAUAAAUUGAA
This is a messenger RNA of Homalodisca vitripennis (glassy-winged sharpshooter), 5882 nucleotides long. Its product is annotated as E3 ubiquitin-protein ligase CBL-B-like. Gene Ontology annotation, molecular function: receptor tyrosine kinase binding; ubiquitin protein ligase activity; calcium ion binding. Gene Ontology annotation, cellular component: membrane raft; plasma membrane. The coding region runs from base 1 to 1893 and encodes 630 amino acids. Lineage: Eukaryota; Metazoa; Arthropoda; Insecta; Hemiptera; Cicadellidae. The transcript is spliced from 13 exons. Gene Ontology annotation, biological process: signal transduction; negative regulation of epidermal growth factor-activated receptor activity. The record is from RefSeq and is a predicted model, not a curated record.